AUGGAUCCUAGAAACAUUAAUCCUUUUCCACAGACAUAUUUUGUCGAUCUUAUGAAUUCUCAAAAAGACUCCAACGGUUCAGAUAAUCCGAUUCUUUCCAAUUCAGUCUCUUCUCAGCCUGUCCACUUUACCUCUACCUUCUCUUCUCAGCAUGUACACUUUAGGCCUGGAUUCUCAUCUCAGCCACUUCACUUUAGCCCUACACCAUCAGAAUCUGAAGACUGUAUCGAUGUAGCAGUUGAUGAGAAUGAAGAAGACGGAAGAAGGGGAAUAAAAAAGCAGUGGAGUGCAGAGGAGGAUGUCAACCUCAUAAGCGCUUGGUUAAACACAAGCAAGGAUCUGGUUGUAAGUAAUGAGCAGCGGCUUCAAAGUUUCUGGAAGAGGGUUGCUGAGUACUUCAAAGCAAAUGAUGGAUCAUCUGGUUCAGAUGCAAGAGGGCCUUCACAAUGUAAGGCUAGGUGGAACAAGAUAAACCACCAAGUCAAUAAGUUUGUGGGGUGUUACUCACAAGCAAGUUCAAGAAGAAAGAGUGGAGAAUCAGAGGAUGAUGUAUUGAGCUUGGCGUAUGAGCUUUACAAGAACGACAUGGACAAGCCUUUCCUAUUAGGACAUUGCUGGAGGGAAUUGAGGCAUGAUCAGAAAUGGAUCACGGAGGAGUGUAGCCAUAAAAGGACUAAACUCGCUACAGAAGAAGAGUGCAAUGAUGGAGCUGAGACAAGGCCUCCGGGGGUUAAAGCUUCUAAGAAAAAAGGGAAAAAACCGGCUGUGACUAUUGAUGUAGAGGAUGGUUCUGUUGGUAAGCUAGACAAGAUCAUUGCAAUGAAAGAACAAGAACAAGCGGCUAAAGAGAGACACGGCAAAAUGAGACUGCUAGACAGCCUCCUUAACAAGACUGAACUAACAAGUGCCGAACAACUUCUUAGGGACAAACUCGUUGACCAAAUGUUGACAAACACUUAG
Camelina sativa (false flax) is the source of this 960-nucleotide messenger RNA. Its product is annotated as glutathione S-transferase T3-like. Lineage: Eukaryota; Viridiplantae; Streptophyta; Magnoliopsida; Brassicales; Brassicaceae. The record is from RefSeq and is a predicted model, not a curated record.